GGCAGCUUCAACAACCCAAUACACAAACCCCUCCGAGUGAAGUUGCAUCUACCACGGAGUCAACCCCCUCGUCAUUGAUCUCAGACGGACAAUAUUGGAGUCAUCAUCACAAAUCUGCGAAAUACACAGACAAUGGCGCCCCACAAGGUGUUGAUGCUCGGCGCUGGCUUCGUCACGAGACCGACCCUCGAUAUUCUCUCUGAAUCGGGCAUCUCCGUGACUGUUGCUUGCAGGACUCUUGAAUCCGCCAAAUCUCUCUCGGCCGGUGUCAAGAACGCCACCCCCAUCUCGCUCGAUGUUACCAACGACCAGGCCUUGGACGCCGAGCUCGCGAAGCACGACCUUGUCAUCAGCUUGAUCCCCUACACCUUCCACGCCGCCGUCAUCAAAUCUGCCAUCCGACAAAAGAAGCAUGUCGUCACCACAAGCUACGUUUCGCCGGCUAUGAUGGAGCUCGACCAACAGUGCAAGGAUGCCGGCAUCACCGUUAUGAAUGAGAUCGGUUUGGAUCCGGGAAUUGAUCAUCUAUACGCUGUCAAGGCCAUCGAAGAAGUCCACAGAGAAGGAGGCCGCGUCACCUCCUUCUUAAGCUAUUGCGGCGGUUUGACAGCGCCAGAGAACUCUGGAAACCCGUUGGGAUACAAAUUCUCAUGGUCACCCCGCGGUGUUUUACUUGCGUUGCGAAAUCCUGCCAGCUUUUAUCAAGAUGGCAAGGUUGUCAACGUAGCAGGCCCAGAUCUAAUGGCUACUGCUAAGCCAUACCACAUCUACCCAGGAUUUGCUCUUGUUGCAUAUCCAAACAGAGAUUCCACCGGAUAUAAGGAGCGCUACAACAUCCCUGAGGCGCAGACCAUCAUCAGAGGUACUCUGCGAUACGCAGGUUUCCCAGAAUUUGUCAAGGUUCUUGUCGAUAUAGGCUUCCUCAAAGACGAGGAACAAAGCUGUUGCAAGGAACCAAUCCCUUGGAAGGAGGCCACGCAGCAGAUCCUUGCUGCUCCAUCAUCAGAUGAAAAGGACCUCAUCGCUGCUAUCUCCGCCAAGACCACUUUCAAGGACAACGAGCAACGAGAGCAUAUCUUGGCCGGCCUGAGAUGGCUUGGAAUAUUUUCGUCAGAGAAAAUUUCCCCAGGAGGAAACCCGCUGGAUACCAUUUGCGCCACUCUCGAAAAGAAGAUGCAAUAUGCCGAGGGAGAACGAGAUCUUGUGAUUCUGCAGCAUAAGUUCGGGGUUGAGUUGAAGGAUGGUACCAAGCAGACCAGACUUUCAACUCUUUGCGACUACGGUAGCACCGAACCAGGUGGUUACUCAGCAAUGGCUAAACUUGUUGGCAUUCCAUGCGCGGUUGCCGUCAAGCAAGUCUUGGAUGGAACCCUCGCUGAGAGAGGUGUUCUCGCUCCGAUGAGCAGCAAGAUCAAUGAUCCUCUGAUUGAGGAGCUCAAGAAAUACGGCAUUUCAUGCAAGGAGGAGAUCGUCGCAUAGAGCAGUAGGAAACAGGCAAUCACUAAGUAGAGCAGUAGAAACAGACUGAAUUGAAAAAGCUAAAUCACACGCUAUCUUCACCAUCUCUUCAGUUUUGCCAGCGCGAAUUUUGUUAUUCAUUGUUCACCAAUGGCAUUGCUACCUUAUGCUAGACCUACACAUUAAAAGACAAAGAAUGCCUUGCUCUUUGAUGGGUGGGACCCGGUAGGGUCCCAGGAUAGUUGAUAAGACGGUGUUAUAAGAAGCGGAAUGAAUGCUUAUUUAACGACCAAUAUUGAUUUACCUG
Phialemonium atrogriseum is the source of this 1765-nucleotide messenger RNA. Its product is annotated as Saccharopine dehydrogenase. NCBI's taxonomy places the organism in Eukaryota, Fungi, Ascomycota, Sordariomycetes, Cephalothecales, Cephalothecaceae. Gene Ontology annotation, molecular function: saccharopine dehydrogenase activity. The record is from RefSeq and is a predicted model, not a curated record. Gene Ontology annotation, cellular component: cytoplasm. The transcript is spliced from 13 exons. Bases 133 to 1479 code for a protein of 448 amino acids.